Molecule: messenger RNA, 1901 nt
Organism: Pygocentrus nattereri (red-bellied piranha)
Lineage: Eukaryota; Metazoa; Chordata; Actinopteri; Characiformes; Serrasalmidae
Gene: rag2
Product: recombination activating gene 2
Exons: 2
Coding region: 173-1768 (531 amino acids)
Biological process (GO): V(D)J recombination
Cellular component (GO): DNA recombinase complex; nucleus
Molecular function (GO): sequence-specific DNA binding; protein binding
Source: RefSeq, a predicted model, not a curated record
CCUCGAUGUGAAACUCUCAUCAGCAAUCAUUCGACCUUCACAAGCUUCUGAGCUCUAAAACUAUAGGAAGCUAACUUGCAGUUCUUGUGUAAGAACACAGUUUGGGACAACUACUGCAAGCAAACAGUAAUCAGCCUUCGGAAUUUAUACUGUAAGAGACAUCCACAACAGAAUGUCCUUGAAGCAUCUGACUGCUAUAAACUGUGCUGGACUUCUGCAACCUGGCUGCUCGUUACUGUAUCUGGAAGGGGAUGUUUACCUUUUCGGUCAGAAAGGCUGGCCCAAACGCUCCUGUCCAACAGGCUUAUUCGGUGUACGUAUUAAACAUGGGGAGCUCAAGCUGCGUGCCAUCUCAUUCUCCAACAAUUCCUGCUAUAUUCCACCUCUGCGGUGUCCAGCAAUCACUCAUCUAAAACCUUGUGAUGGAAGCCCCGAGUGUUACCUCAUCCAUGGGGGCCGUACACCCAAUAAUGAGCUGUCCUCUAGCCUCUAUGUGCUAAGUGUCGACAGUCGCGGAUGCAAUCGAAAAGUCACAUUGAAAUGCCAGGAGAAAGAGCUGGUGGGGGAGCUUCCAGGGCCUAGGUAUGGCCACUCCAUUAGUGUAGUCCACAGCAGGGGAAAAACAGCCUGUGUUCUUUUUGGUGGCAGGUCUUACAUGCCACCUGCUGAGAGAACCACUGAGAACUGGAACAGUGUGGUGGACUGUCCACCCCAGGUGUACCUCAUUGACCUGGAGUUUGGCUGCUGCUCAGCUCAUACACUCCCAGAGCUCACGGAUGGGCAGUCAUUUCACAUGGCACUGGCUCGAGAGGAUUGUGUUUACUUCUUGGGUGGCCACAUUCUCUCCACCGACUGCCGUCCGGCUCGCCUGUUCAGGCUGCGUGUGGAGCUUCUCUUAGGCAGCCCAGUGCUCUCUUGUGAUAUGUUUAAUGACGGUCUGUCUAUCACAAGUGCCAUUGCAACUCCUGUGGGUGCUGCUCAUGAGUAUAUCAUCCUUGGUGGCUACCAGUCAGACUCCCAAAAGCGAAUGCAGUGCACCUAUGUCGCACUGGAUGACGUAGGCAUACGUAUGGAACCACGAGAGCCACCACAGUGGAGCAGUGAGAUCAGCCAAAGCCGUACUUGGUAUGGUGGAAGCCUGGAAAAGGGAAGUGCAUUGAUAGCUAUUCCAUCGGAGGGAAAUCCUGCACCUCCAGAUGCCUAUUAUUUUUACCAGGUAAGCUUCCAGCAAGAGGGAGAUGUGGAAGAUCCAACCCAGACAUGCAGCCAGGAGUCCACAGACUUUGAGGAUUCAGCUCCUCUAGAGGAUUCAGAAGAGCUGUACUUUGGGCGUGAUCCUAAUGAGAUGGAGUAUAGCAGCGAUGGAGAAAGAGACACUUACAACGAAGAAGAUGAGGAGGACGAAUCUCAGACUGGCUACUGGAUCAAGUGCUGUCUCACCUGCCAGGUAGACAUCAACACCUGGGAGCCUUUCUACUCCACUGAGCUCACCCGACCAGCCAUGAUCUUUUGCUCUAGAGGUGAAGGUGGACACUGGGUGCAUGCUCAGUGCAUGGAGCUCUCUGAGAGUCUACUGCUACGCCUCUCUCAGGACAACAGCAAAUACUACUGCCUGGACCACGGCGGCCUUGCCAAGCAAGAGAUGACCCCACCACGUCCAUCAGUGCCUCUGAAGAGAGAGCCAAUGAAGAUAAUGCACCGCAAAGCCCCUAUCAUGCUGAAAAUGACUCCAGCCAAGAAAAGCUUCCUCAGGAGACUGUUUGACUGAGCGGUUCUUGCUUCACUGGUUAUAUAUCAGAGCUAAAAUUGAAUGUUCAGACAAUUAUGUGCUACUUGUUGAAUGACUAUAAUGCCUAUUGCUAUAAUACCUAUAAAUAGUGCUAUUUGCUGUACCUUCAACU